Molecule: messenger RNA, 1561 nt
Organism: Hordeum vulgare subsp. vulgare (domesticated barley)
Lineage: Eukaryota; Viridiplantae; Streptophyta; Magnoliopsida; Poales; Poaceae
Exons: 3
Coding region: 1-1170 (389 amino acids)
Cellular component (GO): chloroplast
Source: RefSeq, a predicted model, not a curated record
AUGGAGCUAGUGAAAGGGAAGAUGGUGGCAGAUGAGGAUAUGGUGCGGCUCAGCCGAACAGUCAGCAAUCCGCCCUGUGUUUGCGCUCGCGUCCCACUCCCACUCUCCCUCCCCUCCGUCGUAUGCGGCGGCAGCGGCCUCGGGCGCUCCUCCGACGACCCCCUCGUAACCACCGUCCGUACCCACCCAACCAAACCCGCAGAGCUCCACGGCAAGCCUCUCUCUCCUCGACCCGAACAGCCAGCCAUGGCGGCCGCACUUCUCGCCGCCGCCGCGCCCUCGCCUCUCCCGCCGGCACCUUGGAGACGGAGGCCUCUCCUCGCGGCUCCGCCGCCCGCUCUCCGCUGCCUCAGGGCUCCCCCAUCCGAUCCUCCCGCAAUCCCGCCGCCUCCCCGCAAAGCCCUCGCUCCCGUCGCGCGCGCCGUGGCGCCGGCGCGAGGCGGGGCUGAGGCGACGGAAGAGCCAGGCCAGGCGCCCCGCGACUGGGGCGCGCUCGCGGGGCGGCUGGCGGUGGGCGCGCUCCUGGGAUCCGCCGCCCUGCUCGGCUGCCGCGGCGCGGCGCUCGCGGCCGCCGAGGACUCCAUCAAGGCGUCCGGGUUCGGGCUGCGGGUGGCGGCGUCGCUGCGGAGCCUCGGCUGGCCCGACGACGCCGUCGUCUUCACGCUGGCCACGUUACCGGUGCUCGAGCUGCGAGGAGCAAUUCCGGCCGGGUACUGGAUGCGCCUGCACCCCGUCCGGCUGACCGUCCUGGCAGUUUUGGGGAACAUGGUGCCUGUGCCAUUCAUCAUCCUCUACCUGAAGAAACUCGCAACUUUCCUCUCGCAAAGAAGCGCUUGGGCGACCCAGAUAAUGGACAUCCUCUUCGAGCGGGCGCGGCGGAAGGCUGCGCCCGUCGAGGAGUUCCAGUGGCUCGGACUGAUGCUGUUCGUCGCCGUCCCGUUCCCAGGCACCGGAGCAUGGACCGGCGCCAUCAUCGCGUCCGUCCUGGGCAUGCCCUUCUGGUCAGGCUUGUCCGCAAACUUUGUGGGAGUCGUCCUGGCAGGGUUGCUGGUAAACUUGCUGAUGAACCUCGGUCUCAAGUACGCCAUUGGCACUGGGGUGCUCCUCUUCGUUGUAUCAACUGUCAUGUGGGGUGCCCUCCGGGGUAUCAAGAAAUCGCUGAAUACGUGAUGAUGCUUUGGGUGAAUCCACGCCCAAGUGUUGUUCGGUGCGUUUUGCGUGUAAUAACCCUCGCGAGGCGUGUUUGAUUAGUUGCAAAGGCCGUUUCUGCUUUCCCUGCGUUGGUAGUCUUUUGCAGAUGUUGGUCAAAGAUUCAGAGUAACUGGGACGUUGUUGUUUGCACUGCAUUCCUUGGCUUUGUAAUUAACAAGAGUAGAUAGCUAGUAGAGAUCCAAAUCAUAAGAUGGUUGGCAAGAUGGAAGUUUGUAACUAGCUAGAAUUUCAUGUCUUUGAGGUGAGUACAGGAUGGAAGUUUGAGUGCCGUGUGAUAGUAGAGAUCCAUGGUAUGAAGGCACGUACAAUUGGGAUAUACAGUGGAGUGGUUGGUAACAAGGUUUGAUAA